AGGACAUCACUAGUAAACCAUUCAUUUCAUUCAGUUCAACUGUCAUCUCGUCAAGUUCAACUUGUGUAAUCGUUUUUAAAACUCACGCGUGCAUAAUUUUAAAAAUAAAACACGUAACAAAAUUCAUUACGUCUAGUAGAAAUCCAUAUAACCGAUUUGAAAUCGAAACACGCCAAAGGCACGACUCGAAACGAAAUUAAAUAAAAAUUAAAUUUAAAUUAAAAAAAAAUAAUCUAGUCAAUUUAUCAAUCACAAUUUUUUUAUUCAAAAAUGAAAUAAAAAUCUGUGUUAUUAAAGUAGUUUAAGAUUUGUACUUAUUUUUUUAUAGUAGGUUUUGUUUAUAAGUAUAAAAUAUGCAGAUUUUGAAAGCACGUUUUGCUCUGAGAGCGACUGCUUCACAGUUCCAGGCAUGGAGCUCAGCAAAGGGACGCACUGCAUCUUCGGAUGCGAAGACAGUGGAAUACAAGCCCAUCAGAAGUGUCCUGGUGGCCAACAGAGGGGAGAUUGCCAUCCGAGUGUUCCGAGCAUGUACCGAGCUGGGCAUCCGCUCCGUCGCCAUUUACAGCGAACAGGACAAACUACAGAUGCACAGACAAAAAGCCGACGAAUCAUACAUAGUCGGCAAGGGUCUACCACCAGUAGAGGCAUACCUCAGCAUCCCCGAAAUCAUCAGGGUCGCCAAGGAGAAUGACGUGGAUGCUGUCCAUCCCGGUUAUGGGCUGUUGUCUGAGAGAGCAGACUUCGCUCAGGCGAUCCUUGACGCUGGUCUCCGAUUCAUUGGACCUUCCCCAUUCGUGGUUCAGCAGAUGGGUGACAAGGUCGCCGCUAGAAAGGCAGCUAUUGAUGCCAAGGUGCCAAUCGUCCCCGGUACCGACGGCCCGGUGACCACAAAGGAAGAGGCCUUGGAAUUCUGCAAGCAACAUGGUCUUCCUGUUAUAUUCAAGGCUGCGUACGGUGGCGGUGGGCGCGGUAUGCGAGUGGUGAAGGAGAUGAGCGAAGUAGCCUCGUCCUUCGAGCGAGCCUCGUCUGAGGCGCUGGGAGCCUUCGGCAACGGGUCCAUGUUCAUUGAACGCUUCAUUGAGAGACCACGGCAUAUUGAAGUGCAGCUUUUAGGUGAUAAGGCCGGCAACGUAGUUCACCUGUACGAGCGAGACUGCUCCGUACAGAGGAGACAUCAGAAGGUCGUGGAGAUCGCACCCGCGCCCGGAUUGGACCCUGAGACUAGGAAUAAGAUGACAGACUGCGCAGUGCACCUGGCCAGGUCUGUGGGCUACGAGAACGCUGGUACCGUGGAGUUCCUGCUCGACGACAAAGGCAACUUCUACUUCAUCGAAGUUAAUGCCAGAUUACAAGUAGAACACACAAUCACAGAAGAGGUGACCGGCAUAGAUUUGGUUCAGUCUCAGAUCAGGGUGGCUGAGGGCAUGACUCUGCCUGAGAUGGGACUCACCCAGGACAAGAUCCAGGCACAAGGAUACGCCAUCCAGUGCAGAGUCACCACUGAAGACCCCGCCAAUAACUUCCAGCCUAGUACUGGCAGAAUUGAAGUUUUCAGGUCUGGAGAGGGUAUGGGUAUCCGUCUAGACUCCGCUUCAACGUACGCUGGUGCUGUUAUCUCUCCGUACUACGAUUCUCUUCUAGUUAAGGUAAUCUCCCACGCGCACGACCUUCCAUCAUCAGCGGCCAAGAUGAACCGCGCGCUGCGCGAGUUCCGCAUCCGAGGAGUCAAGACCAACAUCCCAUUCCUACUCAACGUACUCGAGAACCAGAAGUUCUUGAAUGGAGCCCUAGACACAUACUUCAUCGACGAGAAUCCCCAGCUGUUCAUGUUCAAAGCCUCGCAGAACAGGGCUCAGAAGAUCCUCAACUACCUUGGACAAGUCCUGGUCAACGGCCCAGCCACUCCAUUGGCCACUAAAAUACCGCCAGCAGUCGUCAAACCCUACAUUCCGACGGUACCACUGGACCUAUCCCCUGAGGCUAUUAAAAGACAAGAACUAACAGGGGAAAACACAGCUGUUCAACCACCAAAGGGUUACAAACAGAUUUUGAACGAGGGAGGUCCCGAAGCCUUUGCUAAGGCAGUCAGGCAGAACAAGGGUCUUCUUCUCAUGGACACCACGUACAGAGAUGCCCAUCAGUCCCUGUUGGCGACCAGAGUCAGGACCCACGAUCUUCUGGCCGUGUCACCAUACGUCGCCCAUAACUUCAGCAACCUGUACUCGCUUGAGAACUGGGGUGGUGCUACUUUCGAUGUGGCUUUGAGGUUCCUGCACGAGUGUCCAUGGGAGCGCCUCCGCGACAUGCGGCAGCUGAUCCCGAACAUCCCGUUCCAGAUGUUGCUGCGCGGCGCCAACGCCGUCGGCUACACCAACUACCCAGACAACGUCGUCUUCAAGUUCUGUGACAUGGCUGUCAAAAACGGCAUGGACGUCUUCAGAGUGUUCGACUCUCUGAACUACCUUCCAAACUUGAUCCUUGGUAUGGACGCAGCGGGCAAAGCAGGUGGAGUGGUCGAGGCCGCCAUCUCCUACACUGGCGAUGUGUCAGACCCCAACAAGAAGAAAUACGACCUCAAGUAUUACCUGAACUUGGCCGAUGAGCUCGUGAAGGCUGGUACUCACGUGUUGGCUAUCAAGGAUAUGGCUGGACUACUCAAGCCUCAAGCUGCUAAGUUGUUGAUCGGCGCGAUCCGCGACAAGCACCCGGACGUGCCGAUCCACGUGCACACGCACGACACGUCGGGCGCGGGCGUGGCGGCCAUGUUGGCGUGCGCCGAGGCCGGGGCCGACGUCGUCGACGUCGCCGUGGACUCUAUGUCCGGCCUCACCUCCCAGCCCAGCAUGGGCGCGCUCGUCGCCUCGCUGCAGGGAACCAAGCUCGAUACCAACAUCGCCCUCCAAACCGUAUCAGAAUACUCAGCGUACUGGGAACAAGCCCGUACACUGUACGGUCCAUUCGAAGCCACAGCUACGAUGAAGUCAGGAAACGCUGACGUAUACCUGAACGAGAUUCCUGGAGGACAGUACACCAACCUGCAGUUCCAGGCCUUCUCUCUCGGUCUGGGCAGCCAGUUUGAAGAGGUCAAGAAGGCUUACAGGGAAGCUAACCUGCUCUUGGGCGAUAUUAUCAAGGUCACCCCAUCUUCCAAGGUGGUGGGUGACUUGGCCCAGUUCAUGGUGCAGAACAAGCUCUCAGCCAAGGAGAUCGAGGAGAAGGCUGAGGAACUUUCCUUCCCCAAGUCCGUCGUGGAGUACCUGCAGGGAGCCAUCGGUAUUCCUCAUGGAGGAUUCCCUGAACCACUUAGAUCUAAAGUACUGAAGGACAUGCCAAGGAUCGCAGACAGGCCCGGCAAGGAACUCGCUCCUCUGGACUUCGACAAACUGAAGGCUGACCUCAGAGAAACUUAUCCCGAGGUGACCGACUUAGACGUAAUGUCAGCCGCUAUGUAUCCUCAAGUGGCGAACGACUUCUUCCGCAUCCGCGACAAGUAUGGGCCUGUCAAGCAUUUGGACACCAAGACCUUCUUGGUUGGACCUACUGUGGGAGAGACGAUAGAAGUGAAGAUCGAGCGCGGAAAGACGUUAGACAUCAAGACCGUGGCCGUGUCGGAUGAGAUGACGGCGGCCGGAGAGAGGGAGGUCUUCUUCGAACUCAACGGACAGCUGCGAUCCGUGUUCAUUAGGGACGAGAAUGCUAGCAAGGAAAUGAAAAUCCACCCGAAAGCCAUCAAAGGUGACAAGAACCAGGUGGGAGCUCCCAUGCCAGGAACAGUACUCACAAUCAAGGUAAAAGAAGGCGAUAAGGUCGAGAAAGGCCAGCCAAUCGCCGUCCUCUCAGCCAUGAAGAUGGAAAUGAUCGUCCAAGCGCCCAAAGCCGGCACUGUCUCCUCAGUAGCUAUCACCAACGGACAGAAACUAGAAGGAGACGACCUAAUCUGCACCAUCCAGGAUUAAACAUACAGCUCACUAUCCAAUGACAUUGUGAAAAAGACUUAUCCGGCACAAAAUCAUUUUUAAACCCAAAAUGAUUUUUGGUACUAUCGACUAAUUCGAAUCAUGACCCACAUCGUUUACUUAGUAAUCGUCAAAGUAAAGUAUUUGAUGUGUGCAAGAAAAUGAGUUUGUGGUAGGUGGGUCAUGACUGGAAUUCGUCGAUUGUACUUGAAGUAAGAGUGUUUUCUUUAUUCGAACCAAUCAGAUUUUAUAAUUUUUAAAUAAAAGACAUUUUUUUUAUAUUUAUGAAUGUUCAGUGUAUGGGUUUACAUUUUGAUAUGAAUGUGAUAUAUCACUAUUGAAUAGUGGACAGUGACUUACGCAUCACAGUACAAAAGUGAAUGGUUUUAAACUAAACAAAAUUGUUUAUAUCGAGGAAAAUCGAAUAGUUUUAUUAGGAGAAUAAUGUAAGUGUAUAGUGGAACAUGAAACGUGUAACCAGGGUGUAAUAAUGUUAGGCGCCUCACGUACUGAAUUCUAAGUAAAAAAUACUAACACAUCUUUGUUUUUUCAUAAUUAUGAGUCAUUAAAAAUUAACCUUAAACCAGUGUUCGUAAGGUAAAAGUUCUCUGAGAGUAUUUUACUUAAUUUUAAUCAAAUUUUCGACCUGACUUCCUUGCCAUUUUCGUUUCGUUUUUACCAUUUUUCAAAGUGUCAAAAAAUGUGUCAACUAACUUAAUGGAAAAUAUUCAUCAGUGGGUGACAAGAGAAAAUUUAACGAUAGUACUAAGACAAGAAUUCAGUAUGUGAGGCAUUAGAAAAGUAUAGACAGGUCACAAACCACAUGAAACUAUUCCAAUAAUUGGUCAAAACCUUGUGACAUUUCUAUAUUUUGUAUAAGUUGUUGUUAUUAUUUGGUUAUCGUUAAACGAUUCGAGUUCCGGUGCUCAUUUGUUAUUCAUUUAUUUGUUAAAAUUCCUAUCAUCACUUUGUUUUUUAUUUAAUAAAAUGAUUUUAUUUGAUAA
Spodoptera frugiperda (fall armyworm) is the source of this 4960-nucleotide messenger RNA. RefSeq names its product pyruvate carboxylase, mitochondrial (gene PCB). Gene Ontology annotation, cellular component: cytoplasm. Gene Ontology annotation, molecular function: ATP binding; pyruvate carboxylase activity; metal ion binding. Lineage: Eukaryota; Metazoa; Arthropoda; Insecta; Lepidoptera; Noctuidae. Gene Ontology annotation, biological process: pyruvate metabolic process; gluconeogenesis. The record is from RefSeq and is a predicted model, not a curated record. The transcript has 25 exons. The coding region runs from base 354 to 3956 and encodes 1200 amino acids.